Molecule: messenger RNA, 2346 nt
Organism: Durusdinium trenchii
Lineage: Eukaryota; Dinophyceae; Suessiales; Symbiodiniaceae
Source: the annotation of a GenBank genome assembly
AGGGAGCGAGUCUCAGUCUUAAGGAAUUCAUUUGCAAUGCGCUUCAUCUUCAGGCCAUGGCUCUAACCGCCAGGGGUCCAGGUCGAGGGCAGGAUCCGACGCAGACGCGUCACAAGACGCAGAGUGCAUCCCCACGGCCCCAACGAUUCUGCGCCGUGGAUGCUGUGCGGGUGGCCAAGGAGGAACUCGCAGCUUCUGGGCCCAUUGUGAAGGCCGGACGGCUGCGGCUGGCGAGAGUCUUGGAUGAGUCCACGAGCGAUGUUGGGCCAAUUCUGCACGAAGGCUUCUACAAGCUGGCUGCAGCAGUGACCAGGCCAGAGCCCACUUUGCGGCAAAAGGCUACAGCCUUGCAGAAAUCCUUGGAGAUGCAGCUCAAGUGUCUCAGACAAAAAGGUGAAGUGGACCAGAUGCAUUGGACCGAACAGAAGGCUCCUCUGCAGCUUCCAGCCCUAGAAGGAGCUGAACGUGUGGAGACGUUCCUCACCCAGGAGGAAGCGAGUGUGGACCCUGUUGGAGGAGCUGAGCUUCAGCUGGUGUCGGCCUCAGCCCCGCUGAGAGCUCCCAGCAUGGCGGCCGCGGCCGAGCGGGCGAGAGAGGAGAUGGAGCUCUGUAUCGAUACCCUGCUGUCCUAUGCGCGGGAGACCUCCACGGAAUCGCGGGAGCGCCGUGCACUGCUGGACUCAACCAGCGAAGCGGCCGCUGCCUCGAUCCGGAAGUUUCUCGACCUCAUCGAAAGGCAGGCGGAGGCUGUGCGUGAAGCUGGGGAGAAGAUGGAGGAGCUGCAGGGUCGCAUCAGAGAGCUGGAGGAAGACAAUGACGGCUUGCGGCGAGUGGUGCAACAAGCGCUCAAAGAUGAGGGAGAAAUGCAGAGACAGAAGGAGGAAAAAGAAACUGAGGUUGAAGAAGGACAGCAGAAACUUUCAGAGGCGGAGAGCCGCUCCGAGGAGUUGUCCACGCAGCUGCAGAAGGCCUUGGAGACUCUCAGGAUGCAGGAGGAGAAGCGGAGAGAAGCGAAGGAAAAGCUCCGUGAUGGAGGAAAUUCUCCCAUGAUGCACUUCUCCACCUUCGUUCUCGGCCCCGACCAGGUCCCAUCAGGCAAUGCCCACAUUAGUGGUGAGGUCAAGGAGCGCAUGGAGCCCACCCGGAGCGAAAGCGGGCUCGCACGAAGGACGGAGCGGAAGAACGACGCUGCACAGAGCAACCCCACCUCCAAGCGGGAUUCCCUCACUUCUCAGGGUGAUGUUCGUGUGCACGCAGCCCCUGCCUUCGCGCGCUCGCGCUCCGACUCGCACAGUGUGGUGGUCUCUCGGAGUAUGACCCCUGAGCAGUUGUUGGAGAGUUCCAGUGAGGUUGAAGAGGAGACUGCAGCACCGGUCAUGGUGAAGAAGAUCUCCUCUGGACCUCGGCGCAAGAGCUUCGAGGAGGAGGAUUCGGAGUCGGAUGGCGCGGUCGAACCGCCCAGGCCCUCACCCUUGGCCGCCUCCUUUCCAGCCUUGGUCCCGUUCUUGGACUUUCAAAAGGACGCGGAAAGUGAGAAGAUCAAGGCCCAGACUGUGGCACAGAAUCAUGAGCAUCUUGAGAAGCACAUGGUGCUGCUCCAGGAAGAAAAGAACAAGCACAUGGAGCAGAACAAGCUCCUGCAAAAGGCCGUGGACUCGACCUUGGAGCGACUCCUGGUCUGGGUGCAGGCCGGCUUCGAUUCCCUGCGCGACUUUGGUCCCGAAUCCGUGCAGCAGGAUGCUGUUGCCUUGGCGGCCAUCAGAGAUAUGCUCGCGUGGCUUUCUUCAUGCCUCAACCGAAACGUGCCUUCGUGGUUCCCCGCCUUCGCCGCGCCGCUUCCGCGCGCGGCAUGGAUUGAGCCUUCGGCACAUCUUCAGCAGGUGUUGAGCAGUCAUGAGGAGCGCGUGCGGCAAGCCUUGGAAUUGGCCGAAAAGCAAUCCUCAAGUGCUGGGACCAGGAGGAGUGAGGUGGAUGAGCUCCAGAAGGCCCUCCAGGAGCAAACCCAGCGAGCGGAGGACUUGCAGCAGCGCCUGGAAGAGGUCGCUGCUGAACAAGAAGAGCUGGCGUUCCGUCGGGUGGUGGAGGAAUCCACCCCCCCAGUACUUGGCGCUGAGCAGGACUCUGCAAUGCUUGAUGUGGCAGGUGCCCCAGCCAGAGCGGAAAGUGCCGUGACCCUGAGCACAGCGUCUGCCGUGCCGGUCGGGGACUCACAAGCGAUCCACGGACGGGCGGACGGGUGUGUGCGCCGCCGGGCCGCCGGGCCGCCGGACCGUUGGAUGGAGGGGAUGGAAGUGCUGAGAUAGACGAUAUUUUUUCAUUUCCCGCAUGUCCGGACCUUAGGUCCAU